Fusarium pseudograminearum CS3096 is the source of this 1080-nucleotide messenger RNA. RefSeq lists its product as uncharacterized. Gene Ontology annotation, biological process: branched-chain amino acid metabolic process. The transcript is spliced from 4 exons. NCBI's taxonomy places the organism in Eukaryota, Fungi, Ascomycota, Sordariomycetes, Hypocreales, Nectriaceae. Bases 1 to 1080 code for a protein of 359 amino acids. The record is from RefSeq and is a predicted model, not a curated record. Gene Ontology annotation, molecular function: branched-chain-amino-acid:2-oxoglutarate transaminase activity.
AUGUCUACCGGCCGAUGGAGUGAUCCCGUGUUUGUCAAUGAUCCUUAUUUGCGAGUUCACGGAUUAGCCCCUGGAUUGCAAUAUGGACAACAGUGUUAUGAGGGUCUCAAAGCCUUUCGAACUCCAAUGGGCAGGGUGUCCAUUUUCAGGCCUGAUAAACACGCCAAAAGAAUGAGUCACUCAACUUCAACCAUUAGUAUCCCUAACAUACCCGAAUCUCUUUUCCUAGCUUCUGUUGAGCUAGCCGUAACAAGCAACUCAUCAUACAUACCGCCUCAUACCUCUCGAGCUAUGCUAUACAUCCGCCCAUUUGCAUUUGGAUCAUCAGAAAUGAUUGGGCUCGUUCCUCCUUCAGAGUUCAAAUUCUGCGUCUACGUCAAGCCCGUGCCAGCAUAUCAUGGACUUUCAGCUCAAGAUGCCUUAAUUCUCAUGGGCUUCGACCGAGCCGCGCCGCAUGGCCUAGGACACGCCAAGGUUGGCGGUAACUAUGCGCCUGUUAUCAAGUGGAGUGAACAGGCCAAGGCAGAUGGAUUUGGCAUGACUCUACAUCUUGAUAGCAAGACCAGAACCGAGAUCGAUGAAUUUUCAACUAGCGGCUUUCUGGGGAUCAAAGUAUCUGAUGAGGGGGCUGUCACAGUGGUGGCACCCAGUAGCCCCUGCAUUAUCGACAGUACAACAAGCGACUGCUGUCUUCAGCUUGCUAGGCAUUAUGGAUGGAAAGUGGAAAAGAGACCAAUUAAGUAUACCGAGCUCCCAGAAUUCUCUGAGGUAGUUGCCGUCGGUACCGCAGCUUCGGUUGUUUCUAUUCGGUCUAUCACCUUGGAAGAUUCUAGCGAGACAGUUCGAUAUCUGGAUGCAACCACCAACCAAGGACGGUAUGCUCGCAAGUUGUCAACCUCGUUGGAUGACAUUAUGCAUUGCAGGGUUGAGGAUGUAUUUGGGUGGUGCCAUCAAGUUGGGGAGGCCCCAGUUAAGGAUGUACCAACCCGACAAAUGGGGUCUUCAAACAAGAAGGCUGCCUUUGUUGAUAUUAUGACGCUGUCUUGUGCAGGUCAAGGAGCGCGGUUCUCUUGCCAUUAG